AUGACUGGCAAUUCGCAUUGUGUCUUGUGUAAGCGUUCCUUUGGCAUUUUUUUGUGGAAACACAAAUGUGCGAAGUGUAAUAGAAAUGUCUGCGACGAUUGUGCACCGAAAGUGAGUGGAGUGAGAAAAUGUGAAGAGUGUUCCGCAGUGAAACCGGCUGACAGUAGCGCAAAGACCCCAGCGAACCAACCGCGUGUUCAGGGGUCAGAGGAAAAUCCCGUCCUUGAAGCUGCCAUGCGCCGCAGACAACAACACAUGCUCGGAGUGGGGCCAAAUACUGUUAACUCAGAGGAAAAAAUUAGGCUGCUAACAGAGAUUACUACAAUCCUGAAACAGCGUGGAGAAGACGAACCGUUCGGUCUUCGCUCUAUGGACGAAACAAAGCUGCGUGUUUACCUUCGGCAUAUUCGAGAAAAAUACGGGAUUACGGCUGUUAAACAAUCAUAG
Trypanosoma brucei brucei TREU927 is the source of this 447-nucleotide messenger RNA. RefSeq lists its product as hypothetical. Lineage: Eukaryota; Euglenozoa; Kinetoplastea; Trypanosomatida; Trypanosomatidae. The coding region runs from base 1 to 447 and encodes 148 amino acids. The record is from RefSeq and is a predicted model, not a curated record. The transcript has a single exon.